Oldenlandia corymbosa var. corymbosa is the source of this 2089-nucleotide messenger RNA. NCBI's taxonomy places the organism in Eukaryota, Viridiplantae, Streptophyta, Magnoliopsida, Gentianales, Rubiaceae. The record is from the annotation of a GenBank genome assembly.
CAAGCAAAAAAAAAUAUUAAUGUUGUAUUUUUAUUUUUCAUUUUGUGUAGUUAGUAAGUAGUAAUCCACAGGGCCAACAAUCCACAGCCUCCUCCCUGUUUCUCUCCUUUACCCUAAGCGCAGAUGUAGACUUCCUACAUAAAGCUCCUCUCAUUGGAACAGUUUCUCCAUCCCUUCUCUUCACACACUCACACACUCACACAGCCACGAUCUUUAGGAAAUGGGUUUUAUCUAAGAGCAACAAUGGCAAUCUAAAGAAUGCGAAAAACGAGGAACAGUUUCUUGCCUAAAAAUCCCAUCUUUUGGAGAUUUUGAUUCGAUUCUCAGUGAGAGCAGGUUCAUCUGUCCUGAUUCAAAGAUGGAUGAGGACAGCUUUGACCGUGUCACCUCGGACCUUAUCUGUUCAGAGGCUGACCUUGAUGAUCCUGAAACUGUGCCUUCGAUUACUGAUGAUAAGGAUUGUCAGAGCAGCGCUGAUAAAGCUUCAAGCUUUGGCGGUGGCGGAUCAGAUUCAAUGAUUGCCUUGCCUAGCCUUAGCGAUGGGAAAUUUGCUCUGAUGGUUCAGGAAGAAAAGAAUUAUAUGCCUAAAGAUGAUUAUCUUGAAAGAUUGAGGACUGGGGACUUAGAUAUGAGUGUUAGAAGGCAGGCCCUUGAUUGGAUUUUGAAGGCUCAUGCCCAUUAUGGUUUUGGAGAAUUGGCAUUUUAUCUGGCGAUGAAUUACUUGGAUCGAUUUCUUUCAGUCUUUGAAUUACCUGGAGGCAAAGGUUGGGCAGUGCAGUUACUAGCUGUAGCCUGCUUAUCGCUAGGGGUGAAAAUGGUGGAAGUCGAAGUCCCGUUGAUUGUAGAUUUACAGGUUGGAGACCCAAAAUUUGUUUUUGAAGCUAAAACGAUUAGAAGAAUGGAGCUUUUGGUGCUGAGCAACCUGAAGUGGAAAAUGAAUCCUUGUACGCCUUAUAGCUUCAUAGACUAUUUCCUGAGGAAGAUCAUAUUCAAUGCUCCUGCUGAUCAUGAUGAUGACGAUCAACAACCAAAACCACCACCCGAUGGAGGUUUGAUUGGAAAAGCAGUCAAACUGAUCUUAUGCACCAUUAAAGGUAUUGACUUCUUGGAAUUCAAGCCGUCUGAAAUUGCAGCAGCAGUGGCAAUACUUGUUGCUGGAGAAACAACACAGGCAGUAGAUAUUGAGAAGGCACUGUCCUGUUUCAUCCAAAUAGAAAAGGAGAAAGUGAUCAAGUGCCAUGACCUGCUGCAAGAUAUGAGGUUGAUGAUGAAGGUUGCUGGCAGUAGUUCUGGUAGUAGCAAUGGUAGUGUACCCCAGAGUCCAAUCGGGGUACUGGAAGCUGCAUCAUAUUUGAGCUAUAAAAGUGAUGAGAGAACAGUUGGGUCAUGUCCAAACUCUUCAAAUAACAGUCCAGACACUAAAAAGAAAAAAAUUGACACAACAUCAUCACCAUCAUCAUCUUCUUUUGCCAACAACUCUCAAAAGUCAUGAGAUGUGAAUUUUGUUGUUUAUUUUGGCUUCACUCACACCACCACUUCAGUCCAAUCGAAGUGUUUGGUUGAAUGGGAACUUUUGGUGUGUUCUUGAAGCACAAAAAAAAAAAGGAACCCCCAAAAAAGAAAAAAAAAAAAAAAAGAGGCAUACAAAAUUACAAAAAGAGAAGAGGUCCCCCAACUCCCUUUGCUUUUGGCAUGAAAAGAAUUGUCACCAGCUGUGAAAUUAAUCUUGUGCUGUCAACAACAACUACAGUAAGCGCAAGGAUAAUUGUUUAAUUAGAUAAUUAUGGGAGAAAUACAAUUUUGUGGUAGUAUAAUGUUGUUAUAAUGGAGAGUUAGGAAAAAUGUGAGGGAGAGGGAGCUGAAAAUAGGAGGCAAUAUUAUUUUUAUUAUUAUUAUUUUUUGUUUAAAUUGAUAUUCAUUAUAGCAAAUAUUCAAUAAGUUGUACAAUAUGUCUUUCUCCUGAAUCAAGAAGAUUUCUAGUAGUACUACAAAUUUUUGUUUUCUGUCACAUUUAUCUUAAAUUUGAAGCAUGAAAAACCCUAAUCUGUGUUUCUCGUAGCGUUUAUAAUUUGCACAGUAAUUACCCUCG